AUGAUGUCAUAACUAUUUGGCAAUUAAGUGAGAAAAUUACUUAUUCUUUUUACUUAUUAGAUAGAUAAAAGGAAUUUCACAAAGAAUUGUCAAAAAAUAGGAGUAAAUAGCUAAAAUCAUAUAAAAUGCUCCACAAAAGCAAAAAUUCUAAAUUAAUAAAGAAAUCAAACUUUCAAAAAUGUUGGAAAACCAAUCCUACCACCAAAAAAUUUUGGAAUCCUAUUCCAAUAAGAAAUGAGUAUUAAAAAAAGUAAAAUUGAGCACUCAAAUUAUAAAAGAUCCCUUAAUUUAUGAA
Molecule: messenger RNA, 295 nt
Organism: Paramecium octaurelia
Lineage: Eukaryota; Ciliophora; Oligohymenophorea; Peniculida; Parameciidae
Source: the annotation of a GenBank genome assembly